AUGAUAUCAAGCCAUUAUUCAUAACUGAUUGCUUCCUAAAAAUUUGAAAAGGGAAAGCUAAAGCAUUUAACUGGCUAGCAGAGAAGUAAUCACCCAAUUCGAGUCUCAAAUGGCUCUUUUUCUACCACUGCAAAUAUUAUUAAAAACAUAAAAGAAGAAGAAAAUCUGAGAUAAUGUGAAUAAUUAAUACAUGAGUUGUAAGAGGAAUUGCCAGGUGGUUAGAAUCAUGCAAAUACUAGCAGAAGUGGAAUCGGCAGUUUGACACAGAGAUCAAUGAGUAGAUCGAUUGACAAUACAGCUUCAAUGAUAACUACAGCAAGAAAUUUUAAUAAUCUCACAAAUCUUAAUCCCAAUCAUACUAAUUCAACCAAUCUCUCCUCAUAAGUCACUUAAAUAAGAGACCUUAAGAACAAAUAUAAAAAGCAAUAGCCUCAAGUUCAAAUUUAAAAUUUAAAAGAAUUAAAUUCUCAUUAGCACUCUCACUCCUCUCAUAUUCAGCACCAUCAUAGCAAUAAUCGUUCAAAUAAUCAGAAUGCUAAAGACUACUAUGUAAACAACACUUCCUCUUAAUAGUAAUAAAAUGGUGGGAGCUAAAGCAAAAGACAAUCAUUUGAUAAUAGCGUGUCUAAAAUAAACUCUUCAAAUAAUCCAAAGAAGGGAGGACAUCAAAGAAACCCGUCUACAAGCACAAGUAAAAAAGGUGUAAUAUCUACAAGCAUAAAUCUUUGCACUUAGCAAUAAAAUUAAACCAAUAUUUAGCAUUAAACUAAUCCUCUUAGUAAGUAAAGCUAUUUCUCUCAUUACUCCUCAUUCAAUCAGAGUAACAUCAAUGAUAAGACAGAUAGCUUGUAAAUGAGCAUAAAUCCUUCAGAUAUAUCAAACUCAAAGAACAUUAAUAACAUCAAUUCUAUUUAGAUUAUCAAGAAUAAUUUGCAUGUAAGAUAAUAAAGUUCAUCUAAAGAGGGUUUAUUUGAAGAGUAAUCCACAAUAAGACCUGAUGAUUACAGCAGCAUUGAAAAUUAUCAAACUGCAAGAGUAACUAAAAGAAAAGUUGAUAACUAUGAUGAAUGUGCAAACGAACCUGAGGUUUAGGAUGUGGAUUAAACCCCAAAUUCUUAAUAAAGAACCCAUUCAGUCUCCCGUGCGAGAAAAAGUGUAAUAGGUUAAACAUCAUCUACUAUUUUGAUGCUGGAUAAACAACUGACUUAAUUGCAAAAAGAGAAUUAGGAAUUAAAGGACAAACUAGAGAUAUCUUAUUAGAACUAGCACAAUUUGGAAAAUGAGAUGGAAGAGUUUCAAGUUGAAUUCAAACGCAAAGAAGAGGAAAUGAAGCAUAUUAAGAAAAAGUUUCAGGAUUUCUAAAAGUAACAUUUUAGCUGUGAAAAGGAAAGAAGAGAUCUUAAUGAGAAAUAUCAAAAAGCAGAGAAAGAAAAAGUCAAGAUUAAUGAGAAAUAUAUAAAACUUAGCUAAAGAUUGAAGGAUAACAAUGUUAGUAGUGAAGGUGUGCGCAUCAAAGAGUAUUAGCAGAUAUAUUAGAAAUAACUUGAAGAGAUAAAUUCACUUAGAGUUAAGUUACAAUAAUUUGAAGAAAAAGAGAAUAACAGCAACAAUAAUACUCAGAAUAAUACACUUGAUAUGAAUAGCUUAGAUCAUGGUUAAAAGAUAUUCUAACGAUUCUCAAGUGAAUUAGUAUGUGCAUGUCUUCAUGAAUUGAUGCUGGAGCUAUCUCAAAAAAUGCCAAUUACUGGAGAUGAGACAUUCGAUAUUGCCAAAUUCCAGUAAUUUCUAAGAGAGUAAAAUUGCAAGGAAUGUGGCCAUUCUGAGUUAAUAGAUCUAGAACUUGGUUCUAUCAUAGUUUUAGGAUGUAAAAGGAUUAAAGAUCUUACUUACUUAACAGAUGAGCAAGCUGAAAAGCUAAAUAUAAUGACAUAACAGUAUCAAACUACAGCACUUUUGUUGAAUGAAAAAACUCUUUAAUUUGAGCAAUUGCAAUCUAAUCUACUUAAUAUGCUUUAAAUAAAUACCUAGUAAACCCCACUUUAGUAAUAAACAGCCAUCCUAGUUCCUUAGUAAAAUCAUAAUUAUCAAUCGUUUUUUAAUGGCUAGACAACAAUGAGUAGCUCAUAAAUUUAUAAGCAUCUUAAUUUCUAAACAUAAUAAACACUUGGUACUCAAAAUACAAUUGAAGAAUCACCAUAAGUAAACUUCAGCAGAAAGUUUUCCAAUAGAAAUGCGAUGCUAUUAUAAUAAUCUUAAAACUCUAAUCUAGGUUCUUUAACUGGAGGAAUCGUACAGUAAAGCAUGCAAAAUCCAAGUUUUCUUUUUGGGAAUUCAGGGUCUAUAAGUGGCAAAGAAAACUGGAAUCAUGAAAAUUAUAGUGUUAAUAAUUCUCUGAAUGCAAAAAAUUCAAUAUUUAGGAAUUAAAAAUGUCAAAAUAGAUAACUGAUGGCAGUAGGCAGAUCAUAAAGUCCAAUAGAUUUUGGAGGUUAAAGUGCAAUUAGAAAUGAAAGCUCUCCAGAUCAAACAGGUAUCCUAAGCGGUGACACUUCAAUGUUAAAUUUUAAUAAUCAAUAACCGAUCAUGCUUAAAUAAAUGAGUAGACAGCCCUCACAUUAAACCCUCUUAAGCAAUAAAACACUUACAAGUUAAAGAAAGAUUGUGUGA
Stylonychia lemnae is the source of this 2664-nucleotide messenger RNA. The record is from the annotation of a GenBank genome assembly. NCBI's taxonomy places the organism in Eukaryota, Ciliophora, Spirotrichea, Sporadotrichida, Oxytrichidae.